Oryzias latipes (Japanese medaka) is the source of this 1724-nucleotide messenger RNA. The record is from RefSeq and is a predicted model, not a curated record. NCBI's taxonomy places the organism in Eukaryota, Metazoa, Chordata, Actinopteri, Beloniformes, Adrianichthyidae.
UGGAGAAAAGGGAACAUUACACCUUGGGAUUCAUUUCAAGUUUUUACUUUUGUAAAUCAAGCAUAAAACAAGAUAUAUCAACAACAAAUUUGAACGAGUCCACCAUAGAUUAUUAUUUUGGUUUAUCUUUUUACAUCAUAUAUAUUAAACAUCCCCAGGUUAACCAUGACUAGGAUUCUUUUAGUCCACUCCUUGUUCAGGAAUGUCAUGGAGCAGGUUAAGAUGUGAGGCUGCUUUCCUGUAAGUAUUUCUCAUGUCACGAUAAAUCCCCCCGUUCCCUGCAUCUAACAUACCAGCUAUGAGCUAUGCGAGGGGGAAGGAAGUUCUUGGGAAGCUCUCUGUGGAAGUGACAGCGACAGCUCUCCACUGAAUGUGUCACACAGGCGUCAGCUGUGCAUGGACCGGGGGCCUCCAUGAAAGAGAGGACUGAUCAGGAUGGAGGUGAACAAGAACGACACAACUGCCUUCAUGCCCUCUGGAGACCAAAAACCUGGAUUUCCUGGAUACUACACCCUCAUUCCACUUGUCCUCUUAACCCUGAUUGGAUCAAUCCUGGCAGCGGUUAUUUAUGUCAAAAAGAAAUCAAGAUUAGAGGAGCUGCGCCACAGGCUGAUUCCUCUGUACAGCUACGACCCCGCAGAGGAGCAGGAAGAGUGGGGCGAUGCUGGCAGGGAGGAUGAGGAUGCUGAGCUGACAGAACCACUUUGCAAGUCCUCACAGCUCACAUUCACCCCCGACAACAGAAAAUGAGCUGGACAUCAAGACAGAAAAGUCCAUUCACAACAUUCAUUUACAUAAAAUUGCUUCAUGUUCAAUAUAAGACACUAGAGGGCACUGAAAGUCCACUUUAUUCCCCAGCUGUGUUUAUCAGCUGUUUUGUGUUUAAAUACAGGGUUGUGUCAGAAAUGGCAUCAGGUGUAAAAAUUCUGCCAAACCACCUUAAAGGUGGAAUGUGCUGAUAGGUGAACAAGUGAACAAGUGAAUGAAAAUGCAACCUACAUACAAAAAAAGGACCUCAUAGCUUCAAUCUUCUGCUAAGCUUUCCUUUUCCUAGCCUGAGUUUUCACUGCACACACCUGUUCCCAACUGCCAAUCAGAGGCCUUUAUAAUGUGGACAGACCUUCUUGAGUUGAGCAACUUCCACUGGCAGGAAGAUGGGAUCACUGAGAACCAGGCAGCUCUUCCAUGCUGCUUUGCUGUGGCUUUGCCUUCCCCUUCCUCUGCUGCUCUGUGAAAACCUGCAUUGCUACUACAGCCCCGUCCUGGAGAAGGAAAUAACGUUUGAACUCGUCGUGACAGAAUGCCCUCCGAAUGAGAUGUGCUUUAAGGGGUUGGGUCGCUACGGCAACUACACUGCCCUAUCAGCCAGGGGCUGCAUGUUGGAGAAAGACUGCAGUCAGGUUCACAGCCUACGUCUCCUGGGCACCGUCUACACCAUGAGCUACAGCUGCUGUGACUGGCCGUACUGUAACCGGGCCGUCGCCCUGGAGCCGCUCACUGCUAUGCUGGUGGCUGCUGCUGUGGUGGCCUGCAGCUUUUGUCUAACAUGAAUGGUAAAUGCCCAGUUUGAACAGACUGAGGAAAUUACCAGGAUAGUAGAAGAGACACUUUAAAAAUAUUUUAAUCAGUGUAUUUUUAUUUUAAAUGUAAAUAAAUUAUUUGAGACAAUCUUGUUUCUGGAUGAUAAGUAGCUGCCACUUCAUAAAGUGCUUUUCUUGUUUUUC